Xyrichtys novacula (pearly razorfish) is the source of this 30684-nucleotide messenger RNA. The record is from the annotation of a GenBank genome assembly. Lineage: Eukaryota; Metazoa; Chordata; Actinopteri; Labriformes; Labridae.
AUGGAGAAAAGGGGUCAGAAUGCCGCUAUGAAGAAAUCUAAAGCAGCUAAGGUCAAAGACCCCGCCGAUCCUGUCAAGAACUUUGAGAAAUGGAAGAAAAAGUACAACAGGAAAAAAGCACAGGUGAAGCGAGAGAGGUUUCAGACUAAGAAGAAGCCUGAGUGGCUCGUUGAACGGGAGUACAUCGCCGGGCUCGUCAGCAGGUACAGUGAUAUCAACGCCAAAGAAGCAGUGAAGUUUUCAGACUUCCCUCUCUCAAAGAAGACAUUGUUAGGUUUACAGGAGGCUCAAUACCGACAGCCCACCGAGAUUCAGAGACAGACCAUCGGCUCAGCUUUAAGAGGCAAAGAUGUCCUCGGAGCGGCUAAGACGGGCUCUGGGAAGACUUUAGCGUUUCUUAUACCAGUGCUGGAGUGUCUCUACCGCCAACAGUGGAGCUCCAUGGAUGGCCUUGGUGCACUUAUUAUUUCCCCCACCAGGGAGCUCGCCUACCAGACCUUUGAGGUCCUCCGUAAAGUGGGCAAAAACCACGACUUCUCUGCGGGGCUGGUUAUCGGCGGAAAGGACCUGAAAAACGAGUCUGAGAGGAUCCACCGCACUAACAUCGUCAUCUGCACCCCUGGCAGGCUGCUCCAACAUAUGGACCAAACAGCCACCUUCCACGCCUCCAGCCUUCACAUGCUGGUCCUGGACGAGGCGGACCGGAUCCUAGACAUGGGCUUCGCGGAUACACUGAACGCCAUCGUGGAGAAUCUCCCCAAGUCACGACAGACGCUGCUGUUCUCUGCCACUCAGACAAAGUCCGUCAAAGACCUGGCCCGACUCAGCCUCAAAGACCCAGAGUAUGUCUGGGUUCACGAGAAGGCAAAGUUCAGUACACCAGCCACGCUUGAGCAGAACUAUGUGGUGUGUGAUCUGGCCCAGAAGGUCAACAUGCUCUACUCAUUCAUCAGGAGCCAUCUCCAAAAGAAGAUCAUUGUCUUCUUUGCCUGCUGCAAGGAGGUUCAGUACUUAUUUCGGGCCUUCUGUCGCCUCAGACCCGGUAUGCCCAUCCUUGCUUUACAUGGCAAACAGCAGCAGAUGAAGAGAGUAGAGGUCUAUAGGGACUUCCUUAAAAAGCAGAAUGCAGUACUCUUUGCCACUGACAUAGCUGCAAGAGGCCUCGACUUCCCCGCUGUUAACUGGGUCCUGCAGUUUGACUGUCCAGAGGAUGCAGAUACCUACAUCCACAGGGUGGGGCGGACUGCCAGGUACAAGGAGGGUGGAGAGGCCCUGUUGCUGCUGGUUCCCUCAGAAGAGAAAGGCAUGAUCAAACAGCUGCAGGAGAAAAAGGUUCCCAUCAAUAAAAUCCAGGUGAGAACUCACAGGCCCACAGUGUCACAAUAAUAUACACUCAGCAGACAGUAAAACAAGGUGUGUCUGAAUGUAUUCUCACAGUGUGUGGUCAGCGCUCAGUAAAUAACAGGCUCUCUCCCCUAUCCCACUGAAUGAGAAAGAUUUACACACCACCAGUUAUUGAUAAAAAAAUGUAAUGAAACAACAGUCCCCUUCUUAGAUUGUCAUACAGCUUGAGUGCAGCUGUUAUCUCUUAAAAAGAAUGACUUUGUUAUUCAUCUUGACAUGGAUAUUGUGCUUAAGUUAAACUCAAUGAUUUGUAUUGUCGCAUCAUUUUUCACAAAUACCAUCCUUACAAUCUUUUCAAACACUUCCCUCUUUCUUUGGACAGAGUUUUUGUCCUUUAUCAGCUGUGCUGCUGUAAUGUCAUGUGCAAUGUUAGUCUGUGCAUCCGCCUGACUGUUUUAUUUAAAACUCUAUUGUUAAAUAACAUGUCAAAGUACAACUUUGAAUUAAUAAAUGCUGCAUAGAAAUAUCAGUAGCAUUACAGUGCCAUGGAGAAUAGUUCACAGAGAUUAAAAUUCAUUUUCACAGAACAAAAUGUUAUGACCAGGCCUUGUGUCACAGCUGUCUUUUGUCUUCAGUAUAUGUUAAAAACUGCAUGUGCAUGGUGUGUACAUUAUUAUCAAGUCUGAAUCUGAUGAGUUAAAUUGAUAAACGUUUAAAGUUUUAGGCAAUAGCUAAAAUAACUUAAUCUUAAAGGUCCAAUUUAAGAAGACAAAUCAAUAAGGUGUUCAGAGUAUGUGAGUAUGACAAUAUAGGACUGUGGUAUUACCUCUGCAGUCAUCAGGACAUCUUUGUAAUUCAAAUGUAAAAACUUUGGUGUUAACAGUAAGAGGCUGUAGACAACAGACAUCUUUAUCAGCUGCGCUAUUCUGUUGAUUGCAGGUGAAUGCAGACAAAGUGCAGAGUGUGCAGCAGAAGCUGGAGGCCUUCCUGGCCCAGGAAAAGGAGCAGAAGGAGAGAGCUCAGAGGUGCUUUGUCUCCUACUUGCGCUCUGUUUACCUGAUGAAGAACAGAGAAGUUUUUGAUGUCUUCAAACUUCAGAUCAAGGAAUACGCACUUUCUCUUGGCCUGGCUGUUGCUCCAAGAGUGCGCUUCUUAAGUAAAGCUCAGGCACAAAUGGCUGUAAAAGAAGGACAGAGAGAGGAAGAGCUGUCUGAAGAAGAAGAAGAGCAGAGGAGUUUGAAGGCUAAGCUGAAUCCUCAUGAGGACACUCGGAGUUCAGAGUCAGAAGAUUCAAGUGACGGUGAAGAAAGUGAUCAGGAUCAGGAGUCACGUCAGUCGCCUGUAAUGGGAGCAGGUAACAGUGAUGACGAUGAUGAUCUAAGAGACUUUGACUUGCUUACAGUCAAAAGGAAAGAUGUCUUCAAUCUGACUGAGAAUGAAGAGAGUUCAGAGCCUGUCCAGGUCUCACAAAAGAAAACUGAAAAAGAGACAAAAUUUACAGAUGUCAAAAGAGUCCUCAAGAGAAAGUUUCAAGUCAACACCAAAGUGACAUUCAAUGAAGAAGGAGAGGCUGUACAACUGUGGCCACCGGUCCAAAGGACAGUGACUUGUGAAGAUGAAGAGGAGCUGGAGGAGGUUUCGGGUAUCAAUGUGGAGAAGGCCAAGGAGAGGUUGAAACGUGAGGACCAGGAGUUUGACAAGCAGGAGUACAGCCGCAAAGUGAAAGCCAAACACAGAGAAAAGAGACUGAAGGCAAAGGCAGCCAAGAGGGCAGCGAGCAAGCAGCAUGAAAGGAAAUCAGAUGAAGAGGAGGAGGAGGAUGAGGUGCUGGCUUACCUGGCCAACCACAGUGAAGAUGAGUUUGAUCCCAGCACAUUGCCAGACCCUGAUGCACAACACUCAGAUGAAGAGGAGGAUCAGCCAAGGCCAGCUAAACGCCACCAUGACAGUGGGAACAGUGACAAUGAAGAGGAGGAGCUCACUGUGGGGAAGAAGAAAAGGGUGAGGCAAGGAGAUGAUGAGCACAGAGUCCUGGACACUGGGCUGUCUUUGGCUGAAGAUGAAGAGUUAGUUUUACACUUGCUGGAAGGACGGAUGUAAAGCAUGAUUAUGUGUGUGUGUGUGUGUGUGUGUGUGUGUGCGUGCGUGCGUGCGCGCUUGUGUGUGUGUGUGUGUGUGGGGGGGGGGGGGGGGUGUCACACAAGCUGACUAAUUAUUCGUGACAAUGCCGAGUAAAAUGCGAAAAGGGACACAACAUGUAAAUGAUGCAUUUUUGGUUCCCAGGACAUUUAUACAGAAAAGAAGCAUAAUGAUUUAUUGUUGAAGUUCCUGCUCAUUGUUCUCAUUGUAAUUGUAAGAUAGUCCUUGUGAAAUACGAAUAAAAACUACCCCAAACUCUUUAAUACAACAUUUUACUAAUAAUUAAAUAAAAUCCUUCACUAUUAAUUUUUUUUGUUUUCUGUUUUGUUUUAAAUAUGUGUUUGUAAGAACUCUCACACACACAAACACUUAUGAACACACACAUUUCUAUUUCCAAGUUUACAUUCUUAUAGACAAAUAGUUACAUUUCAAAUUUAAAGAUAGAUUAAAAAAAAGAAAAAGAUAGUUGAAAACUUGUAAGUCUCAUUUUAAAAUGACUUAAUAUUGAUGAAAAGCACAGUUGCCAUUAUUUCAUAAACUGUUGAGGAGGGAAUGAAGAGAAAAGUUGAUUUGCUUUUUCAAAAUGCACAUAAAUGUUAGCAACAGGGCCAUGAAAAGUGUGAAAUAAAAACAAAGAAGGUUCGAGAUUUUCUUUAAGUAGUGCCCCAGAAGAUCACUUAUGAAGAGUUACAUCAAGCAAAGGGCACCUGUUUGGGUGAAUGCAUGUUCGACCACAGGGGUCAGUGCGAAGGUCAGCCAUGGCAUGUCCUUCCUGACACUUUGAUCAUCCAGAGCAGUUAGGAUCAGCUCAUGACGAAAUAUUCCAAGAUUCAUAAAAAUGAAUCUAUUUAUCAUUUCGCAACAGGAUUCAUCACGACCAUCAACCACAGCCAGCAGUUUGUCCAGCAGAUGGCAGUAAAGUGACUGAUAAAUAAAACGCAGCCAUGGGUCUGUUCCAUACAGUCUAUGGUCUGUUCCAAUUGUCCUUUUUAGGUUCAGAUAGCUCCAAUAACCAGAGGACUACAAAAUAUAUUUAUAGAACAAACAGGAACUGAUUUCACGACGGAAAUGCAGUCAAAUAAAGGAUUAAAGUCACUUAUAUGAAACAUUUAGGUGUUUUCACUCUGUCUCAUUACCUGUAAACACCUGUAGGUGUCACACUUAUCACUGAAUUCUCACGUUAUGUAUAGUGAUGGUAAGGGUUUACUGUCCAUCUGUAGUAGAUUUUGUUUUUUACUCAGUAUGUUUACUUGAUAUCAGGGACAUUCGCGGAGUUUGAGAGCAGUCAGAUAAUCUUCCUUAACUCCUAUUUCACACAUUUUACUACUGGGUUAGGGAGAAGAGGAUAGGAAAAGGACUUAGGAGGGUUUUUUUUUUUUUUAUUUUUUAUUUAUUUAUUUUUUUUUGGGGGGGGGGGGGGGUACCCUAUGCCUGUCGACCACAUCCAAAGCUGCCAGGUUCUUUUGAACUUCAAUUCUUGACCCCAACAGUCUGUCUUAAUCACAUUUGUCAUGAAAUAAUAUUUAUUGAUGCUUUCAUUGGAACAUGUUAUAUUUCUCAAUUUUCAUAAUUUUAAAUAUAAUAAAAAAUCUUUAUUUGAACUAAGUCCAUACUCGAGGUAAUCAAUUUGUCAAUUAAGAGACAUAGUUAAUUGUAUCAGCUAGCCAGUUAUUUCUGAACUUGAAUUCAUUAUUAGGGACAGCAUGUCUUGGAGUCAUUCUUUCCAAUUGUGCUGUUUCUGUCCCAGGAAAUGUUGUUUCAUGCAGUUAAAUGUCUGUUAUUGAGGCAAAGUGUUCUGCACGUCCGUCUAAUGUAAAUAUAAGAUAUUUAAUUUAUGUAAUAAUAAUAAUAGUAAUAAUAAUAAUAAAAUAAUAAUAAUAAUAAUUAAAGUAAUAAUAUUAAUGAUAUAACAACAACAACAACAACAAUAAUAAUAAUAAUAAUAAUAAUAAUAAUAAUUAUUAUUAUUAUUAUUAUUAUUAUUAUUAUUAUUAUUAUUAUUUAAACCAGCGUCUUUGAGUUUGUGAAAAGCGCUUUACAAAUAAAAUGUAUUAUUAUUAUCAUUAUCAUUAUCAUUAUUAUUAUUAUUAUUAAUAAUAAUAAACCUCAUCGAAUGUUUCAGUAACUGCACUGUGCACCAAUCUUUAAAUCUUGCAAAAUAAUUAAUAGGCUUAAUAUAUAAAGAAAUGGAUGAAUGAAAAGGUAGAUAAAUAAAUAGGAAAUAAAAUAUAUUACGUAUGUUCAGGGGUUCACUAACUAUAUGAUAUUGCUUCUACCACGCCCACACUUUCACUCUUUCACCGCAUGUUAGUCUCACACAAUUGUAGUUACCGAUCAGCCUGACAGCAAACAUCUCCUCACUGUUUUGUAGAUAUGGCCUAGAACAUUUUCUUAGUGCAGGCCUACUUACAAUGCUGUGCAUUGAAUACAUAAAGCAGCCCACCUGUGUGCCAUUAACAGGUGGGACACUCCUUUCGAGUUGACCUUGUCAGUACAUCUCCUUGUACGUCCUAAAUGACAGAUUUCAAUCCACUAAUUCACUGACUAACCCAUUCUUUGUCCGGUCAUAGCGGAGCUUCCUGUUCACGGUGCGCGGACUUUCACUGAGUACCGCAAACGCAGCACGGGCCCUGUCUCACAGCACGUGCCCACUACCCCACGCUACCCUGUGGACAGGUGCUGCAGGUGAGUCAGUUUGUGUGUGUGUGCAUUUCUCCUUGAGUCAACUUUAUGGAUGAGGCUUAGUCAGGAUGAGGAUGUAAACAUUUGCAGACGCAACUCUAACGGAGGUUUAAUUCAGAAAUGGUUUGCAGAGUUUCCUUCUCGUUAGCCUACUAUCUUCACGACAUUGCAACCAGGCGGGAACACUAGCUAUUGAGUUGAGUCGGCAAACUGAAUGUUGAACAGUCUUGUUUUUUUGUUUUUUUUUUAAUCAUUGAAACAAAUCAAAAUUGUGGUCUAGAAAUGGGGUACAACAUGCUAACUGUAACCACUAGUUGUACUACUUCGGGGGUCUUUUAUGGAUUAUUUAUUAGUGGCGAUUUUUCACAGAGAAAAACUAAUCACUGACGCUGUUGGUGGGUGUGUGUCUGUCUCUGUCUCUGUCUCUCUCUCUGUGUGUCUUUCUUUCUCCUCUCCUUCCCUCUAGAAGUAAUUAUGGCCACAAAAAAGUCGGAUGUUAAUGAUCAGAGGUCGGAGUCCUGUGUGUCAUCUUUGGGAGGUGGAAACACACCGAUGCAAGUCCAGACUUUACAGGUCUCAGCAAAAUGUGGAUCUGUCACUGGCAUGUAUCCACCCACCGCUUCACCUGUCCCGGGGGUAAACACAGCUUCUGCCCCACCUAAAGUCAUCCCUGCUGGCCGGGGCUACCAGAACAUCUCUAUAGUCUCAGCCCCAGAGCUUCAGCCUUCUUCAUCUGUCACAGUUCUAGCAAAGGUGGCCACUGCACGGGGAGCAGUUGCUAACAACACACCACAGGUCUUAAAAGCAGCUGUGAGCUCAGGGACAUUGAACCAAGCCACAAACCCGGGAAGGAGAGUGUUAAUAAUACCACGGGCAUCACCUCCACAGCUAGUCAACACGUUCCCUCGACUGCCUCAGGUGGCUUCCCCUCUCCUCACAGGAAAGAUCCAGAUACCACCAGGUGAGCUCCACUACACUGCAGUUUUGCAACAUUGUCCAGCUUGGUCGUGUGUCUUUAGUAUUUGUAAUAUCUUCAGAUUUGUUUGCUGUUGCAUUAGCAAAACUUCUUGCAUUCAUCUCUGACUUUAACUGUGACAUUGAUCAAAAACUUCAAACUCACCCUUUGUCUUUUAGCAAAAACUUACUCAAUCUAGACCUCACUGGAUAACCUCAGACACAGCCACAGGACAUCAACUGCAUUAUGUCGUCACAACUCAUAGGGUUUUAGGAAAUGACAAGUUUUGGAUAAGGUCUCUGCUGGAGAAGCUACACUGUUUGCAGAGUAUACAAAUGAAACUGCAUCUCUCACACCGUGCCUACCUGUUGUAUUAUUUUGUGAAAACUCUGACAACUGAGGGAAAGAUUCUCAGAAUUUCAUUACCAAGGUCUUUAACUUUCUGUGAGAUACUUCAGCUGUGCUCUGAAAAUCUAUGGCCUCUGAUUGGGACAAGUGUUCAGUUUUAAUUGAGUGUAUUUUCUUUGUAAGUUAUUAUGUUGUUGACAGUUAUACUAUCUUAACAUAACUUUUUUUUUUAAAAACUUGAAUGAAUAUUGUUUAGUCUUCACAAGCCCUUUUCCAUCAGCAUGUUGCAAAACUAGAACUUUCACACUCAUAAAUACUCUUCCUAAAAUGUGUUUCUGCUAAAGCUGUCGAAAGCCAAACCCAAAUAUGAGAACUCAAGGGCCAUAAAGGAAGAUAAGAUCUGAACCAAAGUCUGAAUUACAUUUGUAAGUUCCGGAUACAUUGAUUAAAAAAAAAAUAGUGUUGAUUCUUAAGUUAAGACUAAAUAACUGCAAAUUGUUUAUUCUUACCUUUCUCUUUUUUGAUUCACACAUAUAAAGUCAAGUUAGUUUGAUUGGCCUGAGAAUCUCUUAUUCAUCAGUCUUAUUUUGGGAAACUAAUUCGACUCAUAUUGAAGGUUUUUUUUUUCUUCCAUGGAAAUUUGUAAAUGUUUCUAACACUUGCAUUUUAUGGGAUGUUCGUGUCCCCUUCUUUGGAAUAAAGGAUAGCUCUGUGUUUCCCUAGCUAAAGGAGAUACUGAAGGAAAAAAUGAAGGUUUGCAUAUUAGAAACCAAACAUCUAAACUCUAAAACCUAUCCUACAUAAAUAAAUGAAGAGCUCAAAAACAUCCAAUUUUGUCCAAAGUGCUUUGCAGAGUAAAAGUAGCAACAAAAACAGUGCAUUGAAUCAGUUUUCUCAAACAUUCAGACUUGUUGAAAUAACAGUGGUCUAAUCUGUAGGGGGAGGUCCAAGGAAGAAGGUCUUUGGACAGAAGUUAAACCAUUUAGGGGUGGGGAAGGAUCUUAUUUGGAGUGGUAAACUUCUACAGGUUAGGGACAACCAAAGGCUCAAACAGCCUGAUAUUCAGGCAAGUGAUUCUGAGAUUUUAAGAGUGUGAUGUAUCCUUUUGAUGUAUCCCCCCCCCCCGGACCCCUACCAGUUUGCAUAUCGGUCCAACCGCUCGACCGAAGAUGCCGUCGCCGUUGCCAUCCACUCUGCACUCACCCACUCGGACAACAAAGACCCACACGUCAGAAUGCUGUUCAUCGACUUCAGUUCAGCAUUCAACACGAUCAUCCCCCAGUAGCUCAUCUUCAAAUUAGACCGGUUGGGACUCAACACCUCCCUGUGCAACUGGCUGCUGGACUUCCUGAUGAGGAGACCACAGGCAGUUCGGGUCGGCAACAACACCUCCAGCACCAUCACUCUGAACACAGGGGCUCCCCAAGGAUGUGUGCUGAGCCCCCUCCUCUUCACCCUGCUGACCCAUGACUGCACACCUACAUACAGCGCAAACCUCUUCAUCAAGUUUGCGGACGACACAACUGUGGUAGGUCUCAUCAACAACAACGACGAGACAAACUACAGGAGUGAGGUGAGCCGCUUGGCCAUGUGGUGCAAGGACAACAAUCUCCUCCUGAAUGUGGAGAAGACCAAAGAGAUUCAAGUGGACUUCAAGAGAGAGCAGGCUCAGCAUGCUCCACUAACCAUCGAUGGUACUGCAGUGGAGCGGGUGAGCAGCAUCAAGUUCCUGGGUGUACACAUCUCCCAAGACCUGUCCUGGAACACCAACACCACAUCUCUGGCCAAAAAAGCCCAUCAGCGACUCUACUUUCUUCGCAAACUAAGAAGAGCAAGAGCCCCGACCCCCAUCAUGUCGACCUUCUACAGAGGCACAAUUGAGAGUAUCUUGUUCAGCUGCAUCACCCUGUGGUAUGGCGCCUGCACCGUUUCCUGCCACAAGACCCUGCAGUGCACUGUGAGAGCAGCUGAGAGAAUCAUUGGUGUCUCUCCUCCCUCUCUACUGGACAUUUAUAACACCCGCAGAGCCAUCAGGAUUGCAGGUGACCCCACCCACCCAUCUCACAGCCUCCUCAGCCCACUGCUGUCUGGGAGGAGACUGCGGAGUCUCAGAGCCAGAACCAGCAGGCUCAAGGACAGCUUCUUCCACCAGGCAGUCAGGAUGCUCAACUCCCUCCCUGCUGUGCCCCCACUCAACCCAUCCUCUGUCCACCACUGACUCUGGGUUACAGACUCUUUUUGUACUCAAUUUGCAAUAUCCUGCACUACAUUGCACUAUUUAACAAUCCAACAAUCCACUGAAUGUUUACUGGACCACAGAAUGUCUACUUGCAUAUUGCACAUUGUACAUAUAUAUUUAUUGUAGUAUUUAGUAAUUUAGUUUACUUAUUACGUUUUUUUCUGUCUGUCGUUAUUUGCACUGCAGGUCCGAGAGGACUGUAAUUUCAUAUAUGCUGUAUGCUGUCGUAUAGCAUAUUUGUCAAUAAAACUGACUUUGACUUUGACUUUGACUUAGCUGGAAGAAGCUGGAGUUCACAGAAGAAAAGUCUGCAUGCUCAGUGUCUGCAGUUUGUCACACCAUGGUAUACUUUUGCAAUGAGUAACGUCUGUUCUCUCUAUCAUACACAGGUAUGAGGUUGGUUCGUAGUGACAGUGGUCAGCUGAUGCUGGUUUCCCAACAGGCUUUGUCACAAGCUCAACAAGGACCAAGAGGUGUUGGUAGCCAAGUAUCCAGGCUAGUGGCUCCACAGGUGUGUGUGUGUGUGUUUCAAAUUCACUUUUAACAGUGAAGUGGCUGAAUGUAGUGGCAUCUAUUUGGUACUUUAACUGUAGUUACUGUCUGUCAUAUGUGGACUUCAGGUAUCUGUGACAGUCCGUCCUACUGUCCAGCACGCAUCAGGUCAAAGAACAGCUGAAGUAAAGGUACCAGAAAGUUCUGUUGUAGCACAGUCACAAACACAGUGACUCAUGACCCAUACAAACCUUGUUUAACUCAUUCAGCAGUUACUAUCUCUAAUGCUAAAGGCCGAUCAAUCCAAACACAGUCACUUUAACAUGUAUUAAUGGAGCUAAUUGCAUUGUUUAGGUGAUUGGUAUAGCUCCCAAACCAGCUGUGGUCCAGUCUGUCAGUGCUGUGCCACAGCAGCGGAGCAGACCCCAAUUCCAUGGAGUUGUCACAGAAACCGUCAAAGAGCCACCAACCCAUUAUUCUCAGGCAAGUCCCAGGUGACCUAAGUCCUCUGAGGAUGUAACUGAAGCAACACAAGUCCAGGUGGAAACACCUACCCCAGUCACACUGUCAUGUUCUCAUCAUUAAUGCAUUACACUGGACUGCAACAUUAUUUUGGAGAGUUACUACAGUGUUAGUUAUUUGAUUUUUAGGAGUUACACAGUAUUUAAUGAAUGCAUUCACUAACAACUCGAUUAUCAAGGCUAAUGCAUGAGAGAGGAAUGAUCACAUCAACACCAAAACAUGUGGGUGUACAAGCAAGUGAAGUUCUGUAGUGUAUUUGUUAAUCAUGCUGACCACCUUUACAGCAUUAUUCUCGCUCUCACUGUGUUUGUGUUGUGAUGAGGAAUCUUAUUAUCUUAUCUUGAAGACUUAAAACAGGCAACUGGACUGUGUAGAGUUGAGAAGACGUUUCGCCUCUUAUCCAAGAAGCUUCUUCAGUUCUAAAAGUGCUAGUGUCAGGAGCAGAUAUUUAUCUUACUGGAGAAGGGGGACAGUUAACGACUGGGUGGAGUUGAAAAGAAUGAAAAGAACUCCACCCAGUCGUUAACUGUCCCCCUUCUCCAGUAAGAUAAAUAUCUGCUCCUGACACUAGCACUUUUAGAACUGAAGAAGCUUCUUGGAUAAGAGGCGAAACGACUUCUCAACUCUACACAGUCCAGUUGCCUGUUUUAAGUCUUCAAGAUAACCAUGACCUGGAUGAAUGAGAAUCUACAUGGAAAAAUCUUAUUAUCUUGUUUCAAUCCUUCCCUUUCCCAUUUGAAAACUUGUCUUGUGUUUACCAUGUUAAAAUUUGUCCCCCCCCCCCCCCCCCCCCCCCAAGGCCUUUUUUGGUUCUUUUAGAUAUGUCAGUGAAUUUUGUGUCUUUUUAAGACAAAAUCAGAUAAUAACAUUGACAACAAGGAUUCCAUAAAGUAACACAUGAACGCUGAUGUAGUAAACAAGCUCAAAAAGAGGGAAUAAAGAGGCAACAUGUGACAAAGUGACAGUGUGAACCUUUAUUGUUUCCAAAUAGGAGACCCUAGAAAAUGUGAAGAAGUGCAAGAAUUUCCUGGCAACACUGAUCAAGUUGGCGUGCAGGGCGACCACAUCCUCCAACUUGGCUGAUAAUAUCAGGAGACUAGUCAAGGGUUUGCUGGUAUGUGUCUUUUCUAUUUGCUGCUCAUCACACAUGCUAGUUUCACAUAGCAGAAGAGUUUGGACAUGUUGUCCAGAACUUAAUGUGUUUGAACUUGAAUUCAUAUAUUGUUGCUCCAUGCACAUAGUUCAUAUCUUGAUUUGAUUCCUGCUUUUAAUGGACUGUUCUUUGGCUGUUUGUUGUUAAAGGGACACAUUUUGAUCAUGCUUUAAAAGCCAAGACUCCCAUUAAGAGAUUUUUUAGAUUUGUACAAACCUGCUGGGUAAAAUUUGGGUUGGACAAAUAUAGAUUUAACAUGUCGGAGCAUCUUUUAUCAACAGAAUUAAUUUUGAAGAAGACGUUAAAGAAGCUGCUCACUGAAAAAUGGAAGCAGAACCUUCAAAAUAAUGAGCAGGAUGUACUGAUAAAAGGGUAUAGUUUGGAGUGUUUAAUAAAGGAUUUAUGAAAAACUUCCAGCCUUUUCACACUUGUGACUAAUCACAAUUUACUGCGUAUGUGAAAGUUAUUGCAUUAUAGCAGAUGAAGUAUUUCUACCUGCUUUUGUAACUGUUCUUUAAUUUUCACAUUCUUAGACGUUAAUGUAUAAACUAUUUCAUUCUGAUCACACACUAGCCUCUACAUCUGCUGUCUGCACAAAGCUGUUUCCCCCCUUUGGUUUUUUCUCCCUCUCAUAAUAAAACUGGACAUUUCUUCUGAGGGAUAACAGUCAAAAAGGUGAACCAGACUUCUGCAUGAAUUUUCCUCUCCUGUUUAUGUAUUUACAUCGCAGUGAAUGUUUAUGUGGGCAACCAUGUUGGAUAUGGUGACCGGAUCUCAUGUUCCCUUUUUUUACUUUUGUAUUCAGAGCUGCAUCUGCAUUUCCACUGAUUACACAAUCAUGUCAGUAACAUUAACUGAUUAAACUAUAAUUAAAACAAGACAAGACCCAUGAUCACAGAUAUUUAAGGAACAUGCAUGUUCUGUCAUAAUUUCCUUAUUUUCUACCAACUGGCCCAUAAUGACAACAUACAUAAUCUUGAUUAGCCUAAUUAACUUAAGGAACGUUAUUUACAACAUGGUUUUAUCAAUGGCCCGGGGUAAACAAAUAAUUACAGUAAGCAGUUCACUCAGUAAGGGCCAAAACUAUGAAUAAUUAUUAUAUUCAUGAAGGUCUUUUGAAGAAUCUCUUUGUCGUUUGUGCAGCUGCUAAUCUCUGUGAAGUGUCCUGUCUCAUACACAAGGACUGUCAUAACUGAGGACUCUCAUACACAAGGACUAUCGUACACAAGGACUUGCAAACAUAAGGACUCUCGUACACAAGGACUUUCAUAUAGGAGGAUUCAUACAAGAAGACUCUAGUACACAAGAAAUGUCGUACGCAAGGACUCCUGUACAUGCGGACUCCCAAACACAAGGACACUUGACCACGAGGGUUCUUGUACAAGAAGAUUGUCAUACAUGAGAAGUCUUGUACAUGAAGACUCUCAAACACAAUAUAUGUGUGUGUGUGUGUGUGUGUGUGUAUAUGUAUGUCUGUAUAUAUGUAUACAUAUAUACAUAUAUGUAUGUAUGUGUAUAUAUAUAUAUAUAUAUAUAUAUGUGUUUAUAUAUGUGUAUAUAUGUAUAUUUUUAUAUAUAUAUAUAUAUAGAGAGAGAGCGAGAGAGUUUAUAUAUUUAUUUUUUCUUCCAGUUUUUGACACACUGCACAGCUCAAAACUAUCAUGUUAUUGUACUUUUUUACUCUGCAGGAAGGUAAGCUGGAGGCAGAGGAGUUUACAGAGCAGCUUUAUCAGGAAUUGAAGACAACCCCUCAGCCCUGCCUGCUGCCUUUUCUAAAGGUGAUGAGACUCAAAUGUAUGUUCAUGUUACAGCCUCUAAUGACCCCCAGACCCCGUAAGGGGAUCAGAUUUUAAAACUCUUGAUAAUAACUCGGAACCUGGAAAAUGAACAUCACUUGCCAGGCUUUUAUCAGCUAAAUGUCUUUACUGAGAGUGAUUUGAUGGUAAACAAAGACAACUCACCUGCUAAAGUCAGGUCAGCUGUGCUUUACACUCAUGUGGCCACUUAAAAUAAUAACCAGGUUUUGAACCCACACUUAUAGUGUUAUGUUUAAAUGAUUUUAAUUACAAACAGCUGAUCAAAUGCUAAAUGUCUUUCCACCUGUCCUCUUAUUGAUUCCAGAAAUGUUUUCCAGCAGUGAGGUGCCUCACUUCAGACCCACAGUUAUUUAUUCAACAAGCUUCAACCUGCAUCAGUAAACCCAGCACUGCAUCGUCCACCAUUAAACAGUCCAGCACUGAAAAUGAAAACACAAACAAGAACAGCAAGCAGGUAAAUAUGUGUGGACGUAAUGCACAGUGUGGUGAAUGCAUAACUCUGAAGUAAACAAAGAACUGUCAUCAUAAAAAGAUGUCAGGAAAAGUGGAAGUGCAGCAGUGAAUGGAGAGAGAUGAGACAACUAUGAGCCAAGCUAGUACAAAUUCAUACAUUUGUUUUGGAUGACUUGUCCCCUGCUAAAGCUGUCCCGUGAAAUGUCCCCGAUUUUAGUGUUUCAUGAAUGAAAAAAAAAAUGUUACAUGUAGACUAACAAUGGUUAUUAUGUUAGCCGGGCACGUAGGAAGCACGAGUGAGCAUGUGGCGCACAGCCCUGAACAACAGUUAUAAAGGGGGAGGCUACCAAGUAGUAGCAAGAUGUAGUCUGUGAUCACAUAGCUGAUGAGCUCCGGAUACAAGUUUCAGGCAGAAAUUAAAUGCAGAACUAAAUGACAGGAGUGAUAAGACUGAUCCAGUAAAUAUGAAUGUUUGAUCUCUUACUUUGUCAAUAAGCAUUAAGGUAAAGUACAGUCAUUGCCUUCUAUACGAGAGAACUUAUGUGGGCUUUACUUUGUUUAUCAUUAUUUUUUUUCCCCUCAAAUUGAGUCAGAUGUUCAAGUGGGGGAUAUUUCCACUUUUAGUUAGUGUGUCGUAAAGGACAUUUUGACCAAAGUAACAGCAAAAAGGCCCUCUGACUCAGGGAUUCAGAGGCUGGCCCUCCGAGCCCACUCAACACCCAGGCUCAAGCAGAGUCGUAGAAAUGACCUCACUUAAGGAAGUUCUCUUUUUAUAUUUUUUUAAGGUUGUUUAUGUAAACUCUAGAAAUGAGACGUUGAAUGUUAUUUAUUGUUCUAGUAGCAGAAGGGGUUUCCAUGAUAAGAGGAGCUGGAAAAGACAAAAGGUAAUCCAUGUAGUUUAAAUGAUAGCCAAGAUCACCUUGUAUAAUAUUAAUGGAAUACUUCAUCCAACAAAGAGAUCUAAGAUUUGAUCAAAGUGAAGAAAGGACAAGGUGGAAGUUGUGUUUUUACAAGAGACUCACCUAACACAGCUUGAACACAAAAAGCUUAAAAGAUUUGGAUUGAGAUUGAGGUGUUUCCAUCAGUCCUGUGGGAUGCUUGCAAGGCGGUAUUGAGAGGAAAAAUAAUUGUAAAAAUUGCAUGUUUACAUCAGAUGAAACAGGAGAAACUUAAGGGUCUAUAUUCUGAGUUAAAAGAAUUGGGAAGAAAAUAUCAGAAAAGUAUGUGGGAGGGGUUGAUUAGAGACAGUGGUGGAAUGAAAGGGGAGGUAAAUAAGAUCCAGGGACAAUAGAUCCAAAAAAGUUAGUGUUUUUUUCGACAGAUAUUAUGGAGCUGGGGUAAAUCAGCAAACCCCCUGGUUUACAGGCUUAAAAAAAUAUGCAAAUAGUUGUGUAUGCAAAAUGAGAGAUCCCCAUACUAAUGUGGCAGUAUUUAAACCAAUAGACAUUCAGAAAAGCUUUGAAACAUAAAACAGAAGACUAUAUGAACAACCAGCAAUUAAUAACAAAGUUCAUAUCGAUGCUUGUUUCAGUCCCUAAAUUUGCCAAAAGUUAAUGAGGAACAAAACAAAGUAUUAAUAGCAAAUAUAACAACAGAGGAAAUAAAAUUGGCAAUAUCAAAAUUAAAAGUCAUCAAGUGCCCUGGGACUGAUGGGUAUGCGUCAGAGUGGUAAAAACCACUUUGAGCUUUUCUGAUUCCUCUGCAAAAAACUUUUAAGUGGGGACUGAGGAAGGGGGAAAUCCCGUGCAAUAACAUCAAACACAUUUAAUAUUAUCGCAAACCCAAGACUAGGAAAGAAUGAUAUGAGACAGCACAAAUUACCACCUUAAACUUGAUGAUCCAGAUAACUGAAGCGCGCUGUGACUCUGCUAUGACUCCAGUAAAACUCGUAGAUUUAUUUAAUUGUAAACAAUUACAUAAACACAAAUGCAGAAUUUUUUCAGAUGAACUGUGGACAAACUUUAAAAAUUAAAGUUGUAUUUAUGUAAUAAUUUUGUUGAUUAAAAAGUGGGGUAAAUCUUGCAAAAUACCAGCACACCUUCCACAGUAUUGCAGCUGCGUAGCUGCUAGAUCGCCCAGGUCCUGCAGUACAUAAGCAGGCAGCUGUGUGUAUUUCACCUGGAGCUGACACUCAAACCCAGGCAUGGUGAUGUGGGACAGUGAGACUCUGACUUACCUCUACAUCUGCUUUUAAGCAUUUAAGAUAGCGUCCAACCUCUUUUAACGAAACACAACCGACCAUGUUACUAUGAAAGUAAUCUAUAAAAGUAAACCUCAGCCUCUCUGUCCACAACAAUGGAGCUAACAAAAUAGCCAAAUAUGCUAGUAUACGUUACUUGGCGCCAUUUCUUAUAUCAGGACAAACUACUGUUACCCCUGAGAGCACUAUAUGGUACACACACCCGUAGAAAACUCCUGUGUUCUUUUAAUACAUCAUUACAUGAUAACUUCACAGUUUCACAUCAGAUGUAUGGGACUCCAGCACCAAGGGUAAUGAUAACACAAACAUGUCAGAUUUAAGUCCUGAAGACUUUGGAUGGUAAUACUUCAUAAAGGAUUACAGAAGCAUAGAGUCUGAUGUAUUUCAGAAAGUCCAAAAGGACCCAAGGACUGUAAAGCUGAAGGUCUAAGGGGAGUGGUCUAGCAGAGUUGUGACCAUAAAUACUGCAGUUUUCUGCUUCGAGAUAAAAUGAUUAUAAAUCAUGAUGUUAUUUACAGCCUAUCAUCAAUUAUAAGGUCCAAGCUGAAGCUGUAUAUUAAGCUGUAUACGUGUACGAUAUAUGAUUCAUUGUAUCCUAAUGGGUGCUUUCUCCUGACCCAGUUGUUUCCCCUGAAUUGUAGACUAUUGACAUCAUUACUGUUGUCAUCUUUAAUACCUGAUCAUCUGAAAAACCUUCAUUUAUGCUCAUACUGUGUAGAGCAGUGUUCCCUCACUCAGCUCCUUUAUCAGCUUAGGCUGGUCUUAUGUUGUACCUCUAAGACCAUAGUGACUUGGUUAUAAACUAAGUAGCUUUAAUUAGUCAGUUUGCCUUUAAUCUAAAAUGUGUUUAAGAUUAUGUUAGUGAAAUGAAACGUUGUCAGGGGUGAAGCUGUAGAAAACCUCUGUGACUGUUUUUAACAUGCAGAUUAUCCAGCAAUUUAAAGGAGCCACAGCAAGACCUGGGUUUGACAUGUUAGCCCAGUCCAGAAACUACUUAUCUAAGACCAGCAGGCCCACCCCCAAACACACAGUGGUCCUGUCAGGAAAGCACUUUGGAGGUAAUAAUUCUGAUUGUUUAACUUUUUUCAUCUGACAGGUUGAUUCUGAUUCUUGGUAUCACAAUUCAGUUAGUUCAGAUAUUCACAAUUGUUUACAUCCCAGUGCAUGGAGAAUAGGAAAGCUCAAAAAAACAGUUUUUGAUGUCAAAGUAAAGUAUUUGUCACAUGAAGGUCAUACAAACAAGAAGGAGCAAACUGAAUAGGCUGACACAUGUUAUUGAAGUCAUUAAACAAGGCAUAAAAGCAGGAAUCCAGCUUGAGUUAUGAAGCUGUCUUUAUAAUGAAUGCACAAGAAACAAACUGCCUCCUAACCCCAACUAGAUACCUUAGAUGACCCAUCAGUUACCCAAAGUCCUCCCUUCCCAUCCCACGGGAUGACACAGUAAAUCUGCUAUGACUCAAUUGUUACAUUCAACACAGCUGUGCACGAGCCUGCACAGCUUCACUGAGGAAUUGAGUGUUUUAACAAUGAACACAGCUGUGUGUGAAAAGCUGUUUUGUAUCAAACAUCUUAGUCAAACCAUAAUUGAUCUUUAGCACCUGUUUAAAUCACAAAAAAGUUUUUGACCCAACCCCAAGAAAUGCAAAAGUGCAAGAAGAUUUGCUACACUACACAGAAUCCAGAAACUGUGCUUAUUUUCAGAUACUCAGGCAGAACUCGUUUUUUUAUUGAGAGUGUAUUCAAAGGCCUUUUGAUCAGAUGGUGGCUCAAUAUUUAGCCAGACAAAGAGGGUGUUGACAGGCUGAGUGAUGUUCACAAACUGAGCAUAUUAAGUUUAUAUGACCAAACUUCAUCCAUGAACUCAGACUUAAAAGUUUACUUUAUGGUUAACCCUGUUGGUCUCUCUCUUCUACAAAAACCUUCCCAGUGAAGCAGCUGUUCAUGCAGGACUCAUCUUUUCACACAAAAUCUGCAACGAAGGAGACUUCUGAAUCUUACAAGUAACUCAAACAUGUCUUUGUACUUGUAAAUUGCACAAUUUAGCAUAUUUUAACAGAGUUUGCUGGCAGUAUAAAGCUGGUUAAUCUGCAUGAGCAUUUGUCUGUUUGUGGAUGGGGUGAUGUCCUCCAGAGAAGAUGAUGACAUCAAUGACGUCACCUCCAUGGCUGGAAUCAACUUGGGGGAGGAGCACGCAAAGAUCUUGACCACCAUGGUUGGCUCUGUUGUGAAGUCCUGCCAGGAUCAGCCCUUCCUCUCUCCAAACCUUCUGCACAGCCGAAUCCUUCAUAUAGGUACAAGAUCCCUGCUGAGGGAGGGCUCAGCUGACCACAUGAAUACUGUGUUGCAUGAAGGACUUCUGGUGAUUAAAUGUGGUUGUAGCACAGUAUUGCAUAUGCUUUCACAGUUUUCUUCAUCUUAUCUGUUUAAACUUUGAUAGGCCAUAGUGUUUUCAUCUCGAUGUGAUACAACUACUAAUAGUUUUAUGUGUCCCAUAUUAGGACAGGAACUUGGAGUAACUGAGGUUGGACCAGACGUUGUAGCUCUGGUUUCUCAUGCUGCAGAGGAGUUCAUCCAUGGACUCCUGAACAAGCUCACUGAGGUAGCACAACACCACAAGGCAGCCCUGAAGGUAAAGCAGUCAAACCCAGUGACCAAGCAGUAGUUCAUAAUCACACAGGGUCAAAAAAAUUGUGGACGCUGUGUAAAACAUGAAUAACAAAAGAACACAGUGAUUUUCAAACCCUCUUCAACUAAAGUCAACUGAUUUCUCUACAAAGAUAAUUAAUCUUAGUCCAGAGAAAUCUCUGCACAUAAACUGCAAGGCCUAAAAUCAACACUGAAUCACUGUGAUCUUUGACCUUUGUCCUUAGGGGGGACUGCAUUAAAACCCUGCAUAAUUCUGUAAAGGAUUUUAUAAUGUGGGCUCAGGGGGACUUGAGAAAACCAUUGUCAGUUAACACAGUUGGUCUCUACAUCAACAAGUUGAAACUCUACCAUGCAAAGACAAAGACAAAUAUCAACAACAGACAGAAACAACGCUGACUUCUCUGGACCCGAAUUCAUCUGAGGUGGACUGACCCAAGGUGGAAAAGUGUUCUGUGGUCUGUCAAAUCCUUAUUUAAAACAGUUAUUGAAAAUUAUGGACAAGGGGUUCUCUGGACUAAAGAGGAAAAGGACCAUCCAGACGGUCCUCAGGUCAAAGGUCAAAGCCAGCAUCUCUGAUGGUCUGGGGGUGUGUUAGUGUCCAUGGCUAACUGUCACAUCUGUUAGGGCUCCAUUAAUGCUGAGAGGUACAUACAGGUUUAGGGGCAACAUCUGCUGCCUUUAGAGCCCCGUCUUUUUCAGGGAUGUCCUUAUUUAUUUCAGCAAGACAAUGCCAACACACAUUCUGCACAGCGUGGCUUCAGAGUCAAAGAGUCCAGACCUGUCCACCAUUGAAUCUAUUUGGAGCAUUAUGAAGCCCAAAAUACCACAACAGAGACCUCAGACUGUAGAUCAGCUGAUGUGGUCCAUGAGUCAAGACUGUGAAAGAAUUCACCUCCAGAACUUGAAAAGUCAGUGUCCUCAUUUCACAAAGGCUUACUGAGUGUUGUUAAAGGGGACCUGCCAUCAAAAUUUCAUACCCAUUUUUAUCACUUUUUCAUAAUCCUGUCCUCUUAUCAUGUUUGCAACAUAAUUUUAGCUGAAAAGUUAUUUGAUGGUUUGUUUUUAGUAUGCCUAAAAAACCUUACAGGAAAACCAACUGAUUUUGGCUCAUUAACAUUUAUUGUAAUGAGCUUUGCUCUGAUUGGAUCGCUGCUGUGAAGCCUGAUGUGCUCUGAUUGGCUCAGCAGUGGAGGUUCGGAUUUCGGUUUAUCCGUUUUGCUAAUGUGUGCUAAAGUAAGGUGCCCAGAUGUCUGUAAUGAUAUCCGGGGAUAUUCGGUGCGGCGGCGGGGAGGGUGCAGGGGCUGCAGGGGCUGUGUGGUCACAGACAACAUCUCGGUACUAUUUAGUAGCAGCGCAUGCCCCUUGUAAUAACCCCCGUAAGAACUGUUGUUCAGGACUGCUUACUUGUGCUUCCUACCCAUUCGGCUACUGUAAUAACCGUUGUUCGAGCCCACAAGCAACAUUUUUGCUCUCAUUCACGAAACGCUUAAAUCGGGGACAUUUUCGGGGACAGCUUUUGCCGGGGACAGGUCAUCCAAUUCGGGGACUGUCCCCGGAAAUCGGGGAUGUCUGGUCACCUUAUGCUAAAGGCUAAAAAUGGCAGGUAUUAAACCAUAUAUUUUAGACCCCGAGUCCGAAGAGGAGGUGGAAGUUGAAGAAGAAGCCAGAGAUCUCCAGUGGUGUUUUCAUUCAUUCUGCCCAGCUUUAAGUUCAUUUUCCCGGCAGUGAACCCAAGGAAACACUGGUCGUUUGGAAGAGACCCAUAGCGGAUACAGUGGUAGCUGGGUCUCGCUCUGGCUGGAUGUUGACUGUGACUGGGUACGAGAACGAGAAAGUGGGCGCGGCUCACCGAGGACGCGCUUGUGAAUAAUAAUGAGCAAGGUCAGCGCGACGUCAGAGGGACCUGCUUUUUCAAUUGGCCUGGUUUACCCGUUCCUUUAUUUUAAACCUUUACAGAAUGCAAACGAUGUAACGGUUUGUUUUCACAUUUACAACAUAAGACGAACAUAAUAUGGACCUAAUCUGACACAAAAACACACAAAAUUACAUUUUUGAUGGCAGGUCCCCUUUAAAGGAAAGGUGAUGUAACACAGAGAGAUACAUGACCCUGAACCAGUUUUUUGGGGGUGAGUUACAGCAUCAAAUUCAAAAUGAGUGAAAAAAACAUUCAAGUUCAUCAGUUUGACCAUUAAAUAUCUUUGUAGGAGUCAGUAGUUUUCGGUGGCAUGCUAAUAUUUAAUAUUGUUCAGAACAGUGAUGGAGGUAUUGUUCUCCUCCAAAGUCUCUGCUUGAUAAGCUAACAACACUUUGACAGCGUUCAGCGAGCAGACUGAUUGUGCUGCGUAUUUGUACAUACGCUGAUACACCCCCACUGCUGUACACUCUGUUUUUCUGGGAAGGAGAUUUGCGACACUGCUGAGACAGAUCAGUGGUUCUGGUGAAGGUGGUAGGCCACUGAGGGCUCCAUCCCCGGGGGUUCGGCCAGCCCUAGCUCCGCCAUGCCGUGUACCUCUAGCUUGGAGUAGCCCUGUGUGGUUACCUUGCUCUUGAACUGGCUCAACCAGAACCAACUUAUCUCGGCCAUGCAGGAUGGCACUGCCGGGAGCAGCUGCUUGGCUGGAGGGCAGGUCUGAGGAAGCCUUUUCCCAUUGCAAAGGUCCCUUGACACCCCCUCUGUGUCCUGAGCCGCAGGCCAGGGGACGUUCAGUUUAGCUGCUGUUCGUUUGCAAACUUUUUAAAGGUUGUCGUCCAAAGGUUGUUGAGCCGGGGGUCUGGAAUGAGUGGAGAAUUCCUCCUCUCCUUCUUCCAUGUCAUCCAUAUCAAAGAUGUCAGAGCUGAUAUCACUGUCUACAUCAUCGUCUUUCUCCUGCCAAAGACAUCUUUUGAACAGUGGGGGUAUGGGAUCAAACUAAUCCAUCAUGUCUGCCCAGCUACACGCAGCUUGCGGCUGAUGGGACCCAAGGGCCUUAAUGGUUGCUGAUAAGGUGAGGGAUGGACCACCACUCCUAAUCUCCUCUCCAGAAUUUUAGCCGGCAUGGUAGCGCAAUGAGCACAGACCUAUGAGUCUGCUAGUGACGCCUUAGCAUGCUUAGCUCCCAUGCACACAAUGCACAUCGGGUGGGGGUCUCUGCCUGAAAUCAUUGCCCCACAUGACGUAGGACAACAGCGGGGAGAGCCCUUUACCUCCUUCUGCCCAGUUCAGCUGUGACAGGAGCUGUGGGGGCAGACAUGUUCACUAGGGGGGAUUGUGGAAGGGGUUAGCCUAGUUUUUUAAUUGGGGUAUACAGUCAGUGUGAGCCUAACAAUAAAACCUAUCGUAUAACAACUCGCCUCUACGCGUUAGCUGUGCUCCAAGCAAAGGCUGCUAACAAGCUAAAGUUAGCUCCUAGUCGAGCAAAAGUGAAUGUAGCCCGAAGCUAGCACAGGACGCCGGGUAGGUGAGCACCUGUUGCUGCCAGGAAGCUCGCCACAGCGUGGUUGCAAUCCCACCAAAUUACCGUCAGUACAGUUCAGCGUCUGUCAGUGCCGCACUAGGCAACGUUUCCUUUGACGGGACAUCUGGUAGCUGUCAAGCUACCAACCAACUUGACAACUGGCUGUACUGAGGGAGCUCUCGUAAUUUCCCAGAGGAAGAAAGCAAGAACGGCCCGGACGGGGUGGCCGAGGGUGAUAUAUAGACUGCUUCCUACUGCUUCCUACUCUUGACUGCUUCCUACUCCACACCUCAAAGACAAAAGAAAUGAUCAUAGACUUCCACAGAUCCAAACCCCCUCUUCAGCCAGAGAACACCUGUGGUGUGGACAUCAAAGUGGUGACAUAGGUGUACAUCUGGAUAAUAAGUUGGACUGGUCUAAGAACACAGACUUCUUCUACAGAAAAGGGAAGAGCCACCUCUUUAGCCUAAGAAGACUACAAUCAAUAGCAGGGUUUCCUCUACAUUCAUUCAGCAGUGGUGCACAUUGCUGCUGAAUUACAUGCGCUGCUACUGAAAUUUCACUUGAUUAUUAAUAUCAACGCACCACUUAUAAUUUGUACUCGCACUGUGUGAGCACAACCACACACAACGUUAUUUUCGACUUGUUUUGGGUCAUCAACAAGCGUACCUGUUGGACCCUCUUCCAUUAAUGUGAAGGGUAACUUUCAAGCUUAUACACGGUCCAUACAGCGUGUAGCAUGGGUAACAUAACGUAAGGUGAACGUAACAGCAUUGCUCCUUGAGCGGCAAGAGAGUGGGGGUAACAAUGAAAACCCCCACACACACACACCACCACUAGUCUGUGGUGUCUACAGUGUUCUGUUCUGUGCUGCAGUCUGCUGGGGAGGUAGUAUCAAACACAAAGAUGUAAGAGGUCUGAACAAACUGGUGAAAAAAGCUGUCUCUGUGGUUGGAUUCAAGUUGGACUCACUGGAGGAUAUGCUGGAGAGAUGUACUCUGAGGAAGGUGGAGACUAUUCUAAAGAUUAUGGAUCAUCCAGUUCAUAACACCUUGAUGGAACAAAGGGCAAAUGGUGGUGGAUGGCUCCUCCCACUUCGGUGCAGGACAGAAAAAUUCAAAAGUUCUUUUGUACCCACAGCCAUCAGACUCUACAACUUGACUGUAAAUAAUAGAUGACAUAAAACAUGAGAACCCAGACAAUCAAAUUUCCCUUCAGGGAGUAAUAAAGUUCUUCUUAUCUUAUCUUACUACCAAUAUGAAGUACUCUGCCAUAGACUUGACUAUAGACAGUGUUCUGUUGGGUGUAAGAUGUUUGGACCUGACCACUAGAGGUUCAAAUCUGGACAUAUUUUUGGCUGGAUAGCUUUGAUAAAGAACCAUCUUUACAGAUACAUGCCACUCUGAAGUGGGUGCACACUGCAAACACAGCAGGUGUAGCCAGUCAUACACAGAAAUAUUUGUUACAGCGCCAUGGCUUUACAACAAGGCAGGGAGUAAAUGUUUGCAGAGUGCACUCACUGACUGAGUGUAAGAAUCACCACAUCUCUUGGAAAAAAUAUAAGUAUGAAGCCUUUGAACCACAAUAAGCUACAAGUCAGUGGCCCUUUCAUAGAUUUUGAUCCCAAAAACCCGGUUGUCUGAGCUACCUUCCUUCAGGCUAGCUCAUGAAGAAUACUUCACAAAUGGCUAAGUGUCAGGACAGCAGAGGUGCAGGAGGAAGACGUUUCAGCUACACUUAACCCAGAAAAACUUAACACUGUUUUUUUUUUUUUUUUAUUUUAUUAUAUGACAAUUUUGGUACAAAUACUGACCCUUCCUCUAGGAUUUACUGCAUCUGCAGAUCUGCAGCUGUUACUUUCAGACCCUGCAUUAUUUCUAUUUUUCUAUGCUAAAUUUUAUCUCAGUACGUUUGUGUGUUUGUGCAACAGGAAGACAUGCAGCAUGCCAAAGUAAGUGAUGUCCGCUCUCAGCUUCGCUUUGUAGAGGAAGUGGAGAAUUUAAAGAAUAAGAAGAAGGAUGAAGAGGAGAGGGAAAGACUGCUGCAUUUGUCCAGAGUAUGCUCAUAUUCAUUCACUGUAAUUUCAUACUUUGUUUGGAUUCAUAACCCAUGCCUUUAUUUGACAAACGAAUGCUAAUGACUGCGUGGAAAAACCUGCUGUUCCUGACCAGAGCCAUUCACAAAGUGAGGAUCCACAGCAGCAGCAGCUGAAGCAAAGAGCCAAAGAGGUAAGAAAAAACCAGAGCCAAAACAAAAGCUGUGGUUAGAUACCGGUGUCAGCUGACUGAGUAUAUAAAUACUUGUUUAUUAUCACAGUGAUACCAGAAAAAAGCAGAAAAUUCUGUGUUUGUAUUUGUGGUUUUUUUUUUGUGAUCUCCAACAUUGUCCACAGUAACUAAUCGUUAUUUAUGAUAAUUUCACGGUAUUUAUGUGAGACCUAACCCUGGCAUGAAUGCUGCAGCCAUAACCUGGCCUGACCCUGCUUACCGUCCGAGAUCGGACAAGAUCAGGUGUGUUAAGAGUGGUACGGCAAACCCUCCCUUUAAAGCGGAACAUGUGCACUGCCCCUCCCCUGAAACAGCUUCUGCCUUCACUAUCAUGAACUCAUGGUGGUGUGCAGGUGACAGGAGGUGAGAAGCACAUGGGGGCCAUCAUGAUCAGAUAUUCUAAUUCUUGAGAUCCAGUUCUUCAUCCAAAGGCCAACUGGACUUGCUUGAGGUUAUUAAAGGCAAAACAUCUUUGAGAACCUCAAACAGAUGUAGUUGGCUGAUGAAUGAAAUUGGAUUACCAUGACGUGGAAGAAUGAGAACCGACACAGACCUAAUUCCAGGUGACUUAUCUGACUGGCAUCUUGGGUUUUGCAACUUGGGAGGUCAAACAGUACCAGUUGGGAAGACUGCACAUACUAUGGACAACUUGGUUCCGCCUUCUGUAAUUAUAUGAAUUUGAAGCCGAAUUGCUCUCUGUAUUUCUGGGAUUUCUUCCACUUCCUGGAACCACCACUUGCUCAGUAGCGUUGUACACAUUCGGCGUGAGAGUCGCUGUGAUGAUGCUUGGCUCAAACAGCAUAUCCCUGGAUGAUCGAUGCACUCUUCUUAGGCCCUGUAUCAAGUGUCAGUCACAGAAAACAUGAACCCCUUAAUAACUUUCAGCUCACUUGUUUACCAGUUGAUCCAUAAAUUCCUCAGGAACAUGGUGUUGGAGCUCCUUGAAUCCUUGUUAGUUUUCAUGCUAGUUGCUCCUUUAUUUUUGCUAAAGAAAGUAGAAUAUAUAUGUAUGUAUAUUUAUUCAUUUAUUUUUUUGCUGGUGAGGCAAAAAGAGGAGUUUGAGCAAAGAAAGGCUUCCAUAGGAGUUUGGUUAUUCAUGGAGGCGGUAACUCUUCCCAGGGCCUGUUUUCUGUCUCAGGCUUCUCGUAGCUCCCAGCCGUGAUGUUGCGGGAGGUUUCUCCCCAGGAAAAUGAAUUAACUAUUUAUAUAAACUGUCACUACCACCCCCACACACACUCUCAAACAGUGCACCCCACAUGCACUUCACUAAGCCUCUACAUACACUUGGACAAACACUGCAGAGUAGGUGUGGAGCCAGUUUUAUGUGUUUUAGGUCGAUGUUGUCUGUCCAACUUCUUCCUUUAAAAUGCAGUAAUGACAAUAACAUUUUGAAAAGUAUUACAGAUAACUUAUCUGCCAAGCAAGAAGGUUUUAGCUAUCACUUUGAAAGAAAUGACUUAAUCCUGAACAGCCUUGAAUUCUGAAAUAAAUGAAAUCAGCUGAGCAGAGCAGCAGAUUGGAGCAGCUGGUAUGUGGAACAGCUUUUUCAAUCUGAUAUUAGCAAACCAGAAAUGUAAUGAGAUCAGUUAAUGAAAAAAUUAGAGUGUUUUUGUUAAAGUCAAAAGAUUUGUGUAAAAAAAAAAACGGGAAAAUCUACAUUCAUUGGUGAAAGGCAAGUUGGUAGCUUCUCCAACCAAAAGGUGAGUCACAAGUUAGACCAGGAUCAGAUCCAUAUAAACAGAAACUUUCUGUCAGUUGUGGUUUCACAUCUUCUGAGAAAAGGCUGACUUUAUAUCUGCAGUGUAGAGGAUUGAAAACUUUACCACUGUUUUUCAUAAUUUGUCAGUUAUGUUUUCUUAUUGACUCUAUUAGGUAGGAUGUCCAACCCCCCAAAGACUCCUUAAUGCUGCCAGCUAAUCCUUUACAUCUUUUCAGUUACAAAAAAUGGAAGAAGCACAGCUGCAGCAAAGAGAAGCAAAUCUCACCGCCCAGGCUGCCAUCGGGCCAUACAGGAAAAGACAUCUGGAGCAGAAUGAAAACCAGGUUAGUCUGUGGGGGAUCUCAUCUCUGUGUUCAUAUCUGAAGAGCAUCUGUUUCUAUCAGUGAAACUUGUACAUAAUAAUAAUUCACAUUCAAGUAUUUACUGUAAACUUCUGAGAGGCUUUUAAAUGGAGAGGAAGUAUUUCCUCGAUAGGUAGGAGAAGAGUGGAACAAGCAGAAUAUUCAGGAUUGAUCAAUACUCCUGUUAAAAUCAUAUUUUCAUUUUGCAUGUUGUUAAAACAUGAACAAAUAUAUUAUACAAGGACAUGUACAUCACUUUCACCCCAGCCUUUCAGAGGAAUGGACCUCAUCUUGACUUCUGAGAGACUGGGUCUUUCUGGAGUCCAUUUUCGUAUCUGUCAUGGGGGACAGGAUUAGUUGGAUGAUGUUCCUCCAGGUGUUUUUUCAGGAUUUUAAAUUUUUUCUGUGCUUUGUUCAAACUCUUUUGAAAUGUCGAUAGCCCUCUUAAAAUGAGCAAUUGAUUUCCAGUCAUUCAGUCAACACUUUAUUUCUCGCCUCUGCAUUAUUUUCAUUUGAAUACCUUACAAUGAUAAUGUUUUAAACAGCAUCCGAGCUCUGAAGGAAACAGGCUUGUACUUGUUAUAGCAUCUGCUUGUAAUCUGAGUUUUAUUUUGGGUGACACACAAAAAUGGUGAAGUGCUGAAAAAACAAUUACACUGCUGAGAAAAAUAAAGGGAACACACAAUCAUCACAACGUAACUCAGAGACGACCGCACUUCUGCGGUAUCGACCUUUCCAAUUAGGAAAUAUGAUGACUGUGAAUGAGUUUCACCUGCUGUGGUGUAACUGGGACAGACUACAGGUGUACAGGUGAGGCAGUUACUAAGACAACCCUUAUUAAGAAGUGGAUUUACGGGUAGUGGCCACAGAGCUCUUCCCUCUCUUCAUCCCUUCGGUGUGAUUCUCCGAAAGCUCUGCAUUUUUCCGGCAACCUCACCAUUAAUGGAGGUGGAAUCUACAGCCCACAGAAGUUGCUUAGGUAGUGGCCAGGACUGCUGUGUGUCCCAGAACAGUGUCAUGAGCAUGGAGGAGAUACCAGGAGUCAGGCCAGUACAACAGGAGAGGUGGAGAAGGCUUUGGGAGGGCAAAAACCCAGCAGCAGGACAGCUAUCGACUCCUUUUAACAAGGAGGUAAGGGAGAAGCACUGCCAGAGCACCACAACAUGACCUCCAGCAGACCGAUCAUUACUAGGUCUGUAAUGGGAAACCUGGGUUGAGGCAGUAUUGGAAUCAGUUCCAGAAAGGUUCUAAACAGUUUUGUCUCGGUUCUUCAAAUGGAUCAAUAAGAAAAGCUGGAGCUUUGGGUGAAUCUCUGUCGACUGUUUAACCAAGAGUUUGUUCUUAAAGGAUUUUUUUUAUCCUGUGUCCCGGAUAAGGAACCUUUUCUGGGAGUGUGUGAGUUUCUCCACAGGGUUGUUUUCUGCAACACUGGUACCAGAAUUAGAUCUUCAGGCCCACUGUCAGACCAUUAGCUGGUGCAAUGGGCCCUGGGUUCCUUCUGGUCAAUGACAGUACCCGGCCUCAUUUGGAACUGGAGUGUGUCAGACUCAGCAGCUGCUGGAUAAUGAAGGCAUCAAUGCCGACACGUUCUCUAAACCUGAUUCCAGUUGAGCACCUCUUGGUCACCAUGUAUUGCUGCAUCUACCACCCCCUUGUUGCACCGCAGACUGUCAGAAAAGACCAUAGGUUGUCUCAUUAGGAUCAUGCCCAGACCUUGUUGAGGCAAUACACACUACUGAGCCACAGUACGAGUGGUCUUGGGAAACUGAGAGCAGCUGGAUCACCCUGUGUUCUCACUUUUCCCUUUGAGUCUGAUUCUGGAUCCAGUCCUCAGUGGGUUCAUGGUUUCAUUGGAUCGGGCUGAUAUUAUUUUGUUCUCACAAUGUAAUUAAUACAGAUUUUCAACUGGGAUAUUUCAUCCAGUGAAAUCCGGGAUGUGUGGUUAAAGUGUUGCUUUUGUAUUUUUGAGCAGUUGCUGUGGCUCAAGUAUGGAUGUACAUCAUCACAUAUCUGAAUAUUCAGUAACAACCCAGCUGCUGACAUAACUGCAGUCAUGUGCACCAAGUUGUUAAUUGAAAUAGGAACUACUACCAGUGCACUAUCAAAGAUGUCUGUCCACAUUGUAAUGAGUUGUGUGGAUAUACAGUAUAUACUAUAUUAUGGAAACAUGGCUUCUGCCUCCCAUCAGACAAUGGCUGAUGUUCUGAGAUAAUCUCAAAGAUAUCUACUUACACCAAAGAUAAAAAUACAAUAAAAGAAGUCCAGCACCGACUGUAAAGCCCAAUCUAUCGGUGGAAAGCUCGAGAUGGCAGUAUGUGUUUUAGGCCGCUCUCUCCUUGGCUAAUGCAGACACACAGGGAGCUUGCAGCUUCAUGCAGGUUUGAGACUGUUAGUUUAGCUCAUUGAGUCUUAAAUUCUCUGUGUGUUUUUAGUCCAGGCCCUGCAGGCUGUAGGUUUAGAGAUGAGGACGUUGUUAACUGCACACACUUCCCCCUGCCUUUGAACUCCAUUACCCAGCAGAGCUGACUGCUUCCUACUUUUUCUCUCUUUCAUCUCACAGCCACAGGGCUUCCUUUACAUCCUCGCAGUUAUACCUCAGCUGGCGACUAUGGAACUAUAAUAGUGAGAGUGUUUGAGGUCAAAACUGGUCUGUACACCUGUCUUAGGACUGCUUUAAUGCACAGACUUUGUUGUAGUACUUUUCCAAUACCACACCGACAAGAAAAACUAGACAAGAAUCAAUGUUCGAGGCCAUAAUACUGAACUUGACUCAAAAGGUUAGGGUGGGAUGUGAACGGUUGGUUCUCAGGACUGACUCUUUCUGACUUGUGGAUUUAGACCAUAGAUUGCAUAUACUAUGGACAACUUGGCUCCGCCUUCCGUCAUUAUAUGAAUUUGAAGCCAAAUUGCUCUUGGUAUUUCUGGGAUUUUCUGCACUUCCUGGAACCACCACUUGCGCAGUAGCAUUGUACGCAUUUCACCACUUCAGGCCCAAAGACUCCACAUCCUGUAGUUUUAGAAGACUGUUUUCUUGAUGUUUCUUAAGGCUGAUGUAAAAGUUCUGGUCAAAACUGUAGCUUUUCCUUCAGAGAAGGUUUUGCCCAGAACUGUAUCAGAACAGUUUUACCACACGUCUGUGCUGCAAGGCUCUCUAUGUUGACAAAGACAGUCUAAGAAAUCCCCAAACUUGUUGAUUGAGUCAUGAUCAAGGACUGUAUAUACCAUGGACAACUUGGCUCCUCCUCCCGUCAUUAUACGAAUUUGAAGCCAAAUUGCUCUCUGUAUUUCCGUGAUUUUUUCCACUUCCUGGAACCACCACUUGCACAGUAGCAUUAUACGCAUUUGGUGGGAGAGUCACUGUGAUGAUGCUCGGCUCAAACAGUGUAUCCCCCCGGAUGAGCGAUACAAUCUUUCUGUGCCCAUAGGCUGUGUCAAGUGUCAAUCCAGGGAGGAGGCAGACGGUGUCCAUUCUACAUACAGCCCAUGAUUUAGAUAUUGUGAAGGUCCAGCCGUAAAGGGAGUCUCAUUGAAGAAGGGCACUUUGUCCUGAGUGCUUAUGUUAACUGAAACAUGUUUCACUCUGUAAGAAGAACGUCCUCACUGCUGAUUGGUUUCAUUGUGUUUUAAGUGUUCAGGAUUGUUUUUGAUCGGAAAUGAUCAAAUUAAUUAUCAUUCAGCUGAUACCUCAGAAAAACUCUAUUGAAGAUCAUGUGACACAUUUACUGGUAUAAGGAAAUUAUUGUUUGUCAGCACAGAAAACUUGUGACUUGGAUUUUUUAUAAAGUAAUUCACAGAUUUCCUUAUUUUUGCAUCAGGUGACUCUGCCCCCCAAAAAGAGAGUGACGCGGGUCAUGCUGAGAGAUCUGUUGGCUUGUAUGGAGCAGGACCCCUAUCUGCGGCACUCUCUUACACUGUACAAAGCCAUGCUCUGA